This is a messenger RNA of Entrophospora sp. SA101, 2124 nucleotides long. NCBI's taxonomy places the organism in Eukaryota, Fungi, Glomeromycota, Glomeromycetes, Entrophosporales, Entrophosporaceae. The record is from the annotation of a GenBank genome assembly.
AUGCAAUCAACCUCUAUUAGUUCUGAUAUUUCUUCCCAACAGGACCUGAUGACUGAAAAAAAUCCAACUGUUAGCGAUAAAGAAAUUGAUACGAAUUAUCAAAAAAUGGAUGACAAAUUAGAAAAUUUGAAUUAUUUUGAUGAGGCUUCAGAAUCGACCCAAAAUCAAAAAGAAAUAAUGCCUUUGCAAAUUUCCGUAUUUGAAAAUACAUCCAAAAGUCUAUUGCCUAACUCACCAUCAAAUGAACAAACUAUUCAUAUUAAUGUGCCAAAUGAAAACACCAGUCAAGAAAUAAUUGACAAAACAAAAGAACUUAUUAAUAAUAGUGAACCACUGCCUAAAAACGAUGAUAAUAACAAUAUUCAAAUUGAAAGUAAUAAUAUGGAGCUUGUUUCUACCAAUGUUCAAGAAGUUAAAAACAACACAAACGUUUCUACAAAUGAACAACAAACUUUACAACAACAAAAUUUCAAUACUACUAGUUCUAGUUGGAAUACCCAACCUAAUAAUCUAGAUAACACUGAUCAAAAUUUUGAUAGAGAGCAUCACCAUAAGUUUCAUGCUGAAUUCCAAGCUCUGCCUCCAGGAUCUCGUUUAUUUUUGGGAAAUUUGUCCACUCAUUCAACUUCCAAAAGGGAGCUUUAUGACAUUUUUUCUCCUUAUGGAGAAGUUUUUGAAAUAUCUAUUAAAAAUAGUUUUGGUUUUAUCCAAUAUGAUAAUCCAGAGAAUGCUGAAUUCCAAGCUCUGCCUCCAGGAUCUCGUUUAUUUUUGGGAAAUUUGUCCACUCAUUCAACUUCCAAAAGGGAGCUUUAUGACAUUUUUUCUCCUUAUGGAGAAGUUUUUGAAAUAUCUAUUAAAAAUAGUUUUGGAUUGGAGGUUUCUCGUGGUAAGCUACAUCGCCAUUCACAAAAUCAUGAUAAAACCAAUUUUGGCCAUCAUCAUGAAAAACGAUUGGAGGUUUCUCAUGGUAAGUUACAUCACCGUUCGCAAAAUCAAGAUACUGGGCAUAAAAAUAAUUUUGGGCAUCAUCAUGAAAAACGUUGGAAUCAAAGAGGCGGAAAUAAAAAUAAUUGGCAUAAUAAUAACAAAAGAGAAUAUUCACCCGCCAGAGGACAUCAUACUCAAACCCAUAAUAAUUGGCAUUAUAAUAAGGAAGGCAAUGAAAGAAGACAUAGCCGUGAUUCAUAUAGGGAGGAUCACCGUGACCAAAAAAACUCCCAUAGAUCUAAACCAUAUAGAGUUCCUAAUAGAGAUUAUUCAGAACAAAAACAAAGUCGAGAUAAUAGGUCACAAUUACAUGACAAGGCUAAUGAUGAAUUUCCUUUACCUAGAAGGCAAGGCAAUGCGGUACCAGAAUGUCAAAUAAUUGUCCUUGAAGAAGUUGAUCGGAAUUAUUUGUGGCAAGCAGAGAAUGCUUUCAGAGAAGCAAAGAUCUCUGUUCACACACUUCAUUUAUCUAGAAAACUUCAAAUUCAAGCAGUUGUUCGUCAAAUGAUUGUAGAAGGCGUGCAUGCGGUUGUCUUUUUAGAAAGAGCCCUUAUAAUGAAUGGUAGGGUUAAUAUGCAAAUUUUUGAACAUCAACGUUCUCAAGAUAAUGUAAAAUAUGAUGAAUAUAACAAUAUUAGAAUAGAAGAUGCAGUUGGAUUAUUGUCUCGAGCUCAUGUUUCAUCGGUCCCUAACAAUAUGUUAACUGGUGGGCAACAAAUUUUACCUCAAACACAAAAGGCUGCCCCAAUUAUAGAACAGCCAAAUGCAUUAAAUAUUAAUCCAAUUUCAUUAAAUAAUGUUAAUUUUGCCGCACUUGCUAAUUUGCUUGUAGUUUCACCUGGUACCAAUUUACAACAUCAGCCAGGUUUUAUGUCUGCACAACCACAAAAUUUUGAUGUACAACAAAUACUUGGAAAUUUGGCGCCUGCAAAUGCUCCAAAUCAACAACGAUAUACGCAAGUGUUCCCUCAUAAUACUAUGCCUUUUAAUACUUCAAUGAUUAACCAGCAUAAUGUUAACAAUCCAAAUGUUAUGCCUCCUCCUCAGCCUAAUAAUACUCUUCCUUUACCUCAACAUCAACCCCAACAUGUUGCACCAAAUUUACAACAGUUUCAUAAUCAAAUUCCUGCAAACUAG